AUGGAUCCAGAUUCAGAUUUCUAUGGCGACGAAGGUACUACCUCGGCCUUCAAAGCCCGCGUCGACCAGUUCGACGUGGUUGAAUGGUGGGACAGCCGUAAUGUCGUCACCAGACAUCUCCAGCAUGCCGCCCACAAACAGCCUGCCCCAACAUUGCGAAACGGCCGCCUGCACAACCUCUACGAAGGUCUGCCUGGCGCCUGGCAGCUCUCUGAGCCCAUCGAAUGUUUCCUGUUCCGCCUCCCACCAUCCACAACUGAUUUGCGCCCCGGGCUUGACUGGAUCUAUGUUGCUAACCCGUACGCGCCGCCUGGGCCAGGUCAGGCCCACGCCCAAUUUUGCAGAGGUGGCGAGGAACGGCUGGCCCUCUUCGCCGAGUUUGAGCAGAUGGCUACGGCCAGUAUCGCCAAAACAUCCGGUAGCGCGCUUACGGCCCUCAAAAAAGAGGUGGCGAAUGAGAGGCGGGAACUGGUCGAGGAUCUCCGGGACCUCGCGAGUGCGUGCAAUAUCGUCACGGGGAAGUGGAUGUUAUUCCCUGAACCGGAGCGUGUGGAUGAGAUCUGGGCAAAGGUCGCGAUGGCCACCGUGAAUGGCGAGCUUGGGAUUGCGGCCAAGGUUGCGACUAGAGUCGAGGCGGAGAAGGCAAGGCUAGUUUGUGUUUACACGAGCGAUUUUAGGGACAAGGAUGACGUGGCGAGGGUAUUGAACAGAAUGAGAGAACUGGAAUUGGUGAGACCGAGUGGGAAGCAGAUAUAUUACAAGUCAGCAUAUGAUCUAGACCGCAGCGACUCGAUAUCUUGGCAGAUCCCCACGCGGCCGUUGACAGGUACUCCCAAAGCAACGAAGGCAUUAGCCAUGGUACAUGAAGACUAA
Molecule: messenger RNA, 873 nt
Organism: Chaetomium globosum CBS 148.51
Lineage: Eukaryota; Fungi; Ascomycota; Sordariomycetes; Sordariales; Chaetomiaceae
Exons: 3
Coding region: 1-873 (290 amino acids)
Source: RefSeq, a predicted model, not a curated record